AUGGCAGGCGAUCCCACAGUGAAAAAGCGAAAGAAACCGGCAAAGUCAUAUGACAAUCAGUUCUUGUCAGGACCCGAGUACAACCCUGAUCGUCCAGGCAAGCUUCAAAAGACACAGCAAGCCAAGCCCGUAUCCAAGCGACAAUUAAAGCCACGCAAGUACACUGUCAGUUUGGCCAUACCAGCAAGUAUCCUGGAUACAGCACCUACCUUGGAGAUGAAGACGUUAUUGGCUGGCCAGAUUGGACGUUUGCUAGCUAUCCACAAAGUCGACGAGAUUAUUAUUUACAGCGACAAGCCGCAAUCCCCUGGAAGCAAGAUAAACCCAACUCUAUUUCUGGCACGCGUAUUUCAAUAUAUGGAGACACCACCAUAUCUUCGAAAAGCUCUUGUACCUGUCAGCUCAGAUCUCAAGUUUGCCGGCUUAUUACCACAUUUGGAAUCUUCUCAUCAUCCAUCUCGAGAUGAAGGGCUGUACUAUCGUGAAGGUGUGACACUUGACAAGGAAGGUGCAUGUACAUUGGUGGAUGUGGGUCUUUAUCGAAGAGCAAGAUUGGAAAAGCAAAUCCAACCUGGCGUGCGAGUAACGGUCGAAUUACCACAACCGAUUGCAGCUGCCGAUACGCACAAAGGACAAAAGCCAAUCAAUGCCAAAGCUGUGAGCCCAAAGGUGCCAAGAGAAAAAUCAGGUCUUUAUUGGGGAUACUCUAUUCGGCUAGCAUCUUCUAUAUCCCGUGUCAUGACCGAAUCGCCGUAUGAGGGUGGUUAUGAUUUCACAGUGGGCGUAGCACCCGGAGGAAGCGACAUGCAUGGCAGCAAGGUCAAAUCAUUCAGCCAUAUUCUUUUAGUAUUUGGAGGUCUGCAGGAGGCUGUAGAAGCAGAUGAAGAUCUCAAGGUUACGGGAGAUGAUGCAGCCGAGUUGUUUGACUUGUUUAUUGAUCCAGGACAGCGUACAGGUGUACGUUCAGUACGCGUUGAGGAAUCUGUUGCUAUGGUGAUGUCUGUGUUUGGUCCAUCUAUUGAAGCCCAUGGAAGGUGA
Molecule: messenger RNA, 1038 nt
Organism: Lichtheimia ornata
Lineage: Eukaryota; Fungi; Mucoromycota; Mucoromycetes; Mucorales; Lichtheimiaceae
Exons: 7
Coding region: 1-1038 (345 amino acids)
Source: RefSeq, a predicted model, not a curated record